Diceros bicornis minor is the source of this 1014-nucleotide messenger RNA. RefSeq names its product neuronal differentiation 6 (gene NEUROD6). NCBI's taxonomy places the organism in Eukaryota, Metazoa, Chordata, Mammalia, Perissodactyla, Rhinocerotidae. The transcript has a single exon. Bases 1 to 1014 code for a protein of 337 amino acids. Gene Ontology annotation, biological process: regulation of DNA-templated transcription; nervous system development. The record is from RefSeq and is a predicted model, not a curated record. Gene Ontology annotation, molecular function: protein dimerization activity.
AUGUUAACACUACCGUUUGAUGAGUCUGUUGUAAUGCCAGAAUCCCAGAUGUGCAGAAAGUUUUCUAGAGAAUGCGAAGACCAGAAGCAAAUUAAGAAACCAGAAAGCUUUUCCAAACAGAUUGUCCUUCGAGGAAAGAGCAUCAAAAAAGCCCCUGGAGAAGAAACCGAGAAAGAGGAAGAGGAAGAAGACAGAGAAGAGGAAGAUGAAAAUGGGUUGCCCAGAAGGAGGGGUCUUAGAAAAAAAAAGACGACCAAGCUCCGACUGGAGAGGGUCAAGUUCAGGAGACAGGAAGCUAACGCGCGGGAGAGGAACAGGAUGCACGGCCUCAACGACGCACUGGACAAUUUAAGAAAAGUGGUCCCUUGUUAUUCCAAAACCCAAAAGCUGUCCAAAAUAGAAACUUUACGACUGGCCAAAAACUACAUCUGGGCACUUUCCGAAAUUCUGAGAAUCGGCAAGAGACCUGAUCUGCUCACGUUCGUCCAAAACUUAUGCAAAGGUCUUUCCCAGCCAACUACAAACUUGGUGGCAGGCUGCUUGCAGCUCAACGCCAGGAGUUUCCUGAUGGGCCAGGGUGGGGAGGCUGCGCACCACACACGGUCACCCUAUUCUACUUUCUACCCGCCCUACCACAGCCCGGAGCUCACCACUCCCCCGGGGCAUGGAACUCUUGAUAAUUCCAAGUCCAUGAAACCCUACAAUUAUUGCAGUGCAUAUGAAUCCUUCUAUGAAAGCACUUCCCCCGAGUGUGCCAGCCCUCAGUUUGAAGGUCCCUUAAGUCCUCCCCCAAUUAACUAUAAUGGGAUAUUUUCCCUGAAGCAAGAAGAAAGCUUGGACUAUGGCAAAAAUUACAAUUAUGGCAUGCAUUACUGUGCAGUGCCACCCAGGGGUCCCCUUGGGCAAGGUGCCAUGUUCAGGUUGCCCACCGACAGCCACUUCCCUUACGACUUACAUCUGCGCAGCCAAUCUCUCACCAUGCAAGAUGAAUUAAAUGCAGUUUUUCAUAAUUAA